AUGUUCUUUCCUCCUUCUUCAUCGUUAUCCUCGACAAGCCAAUCAUCAGAGAGCCCGAACUUUAUGACGAGCAUGGUUGAACGAGAGUGGUUUGAUCUCUGUUCUCAGAUUGGUAUUCGGGAAUUUUCAACCAUUUCUAAAUGGUGGAAGCACAUUCGGGAGGAAUAUGAUCAGCCUAACUCUCGCUUCUAUCAUACGACCACACAUUUAUUUCAUUUACUUUCACAAUGUAGAGAUUUCUUUGAAAAGGAUGCCCGAUUUGGUGGUUCCAAACAAUUGUCCAUGACGGAUUUCAUCAUCAUUCGGCUUGCUAUUUUCUUUCAUGAUAUUAUUUAUGAUGCCAAACGAAAAGAUAAUGAAGAGGCAAGCGCUCGUGUAUUUAUGAAAUUCGUGAAUGAAACGAGACCAGAAAUGUUGAGAAAUGAAGAUGUGCAAAGAAUUGUCAUGUUUAUUGAAUGUACAGCUAACCAUUUAUCUCACAAAGACAAGAAGGAUCAAUUAUUGUUUACAUUUUUGGAUUUUGAUUUAGCUGUGUUGGCCAUGAAUACGCCAAAGCAGGAAAUUCACUUUUUCAAAGAUAUUCUUGUGGAAUGGAAAAAUAAGGAAGAAUUUUUAGACAGUAGUUUUAUGAAACACUAUGUUGAAAAUGUGAGAAAGGAAUAUGGCCAUUUGAGUGAUCAGGAAUUCGCAAAAGGAAGAAGUGCAUUCCUUCGUAAAAUGCUGGACAAUCCUGACCAACUAUUUUACACAACAGAAGCAAAAGAAAAAUUAGAAAAACAAGCUCUCAUGAACCUCAAAAUGGAGCUCUCUCUGUAUGAACAAGAACCGACAAUCGACACCUCCACUAACUCUGAAUAA
This is a messenger RNA of Naegleria fowleri, 858 nucleotides long. RefSeq lists its product as uncharacterized. NCBI's taxonomy places the organism in Eukaryota, Heterolobosea, Eutetramitea, Acrasida, Naegleriidae. The coding region runs from base 1 to 858 and encodes 285 amino acids. The transcript has a single exon. The record is from RefSeq and is a predicted model, not a curated record.